AUGGGAGGAAAGAAGAUUACUGGUAGUGAGGCCGGAUUCGAAUAUUGUUGGCGGUUUUCGAGGGGUAACUUAGAUGAGAUUGAGCCCAUAAUUAUGUCCAAACUGAAAGCUCAUGAGAAAGAUUCUGAAUUUGUGUCGAAACUGAAACCUGGUUACAGAAUCUUUGUGUUUCAGUUCAGAACUGAUUUUAUCUUGCGGCCCUUUGCCGGUGGGGCCGUCACAGUUAUGGACUCGGAGAGAUUUAGUUGUGUCGAUUUUGAGUUGGCAGACGCUAAAACUGAAUGGGCAAUGCUGUGGUGCCAGGCAAGCGAACGGGCUAGAGAUUACUGGAUGGGCCAUGACGAAAUCAAGCGGCUUGUGGACGAGGCCUUCGAUUUUGCCCGACAGAAUGCAGGGGAUCAUGAUCAUUGGGUUCCGGUGGUAGUGAGCAUGGAGGUAUGCACGGCCCAGCAAGAGGGCGAGUCGAUUGAGGCUUCCAUGGAUAGGGCAAUCCGGGCCCAAUACUUGAUGCCCUUGUCGGUGGAGGAGAAAAACGACGAGGAGAAGAAGGCGUGUGGUAUAUCGUAUAUGCUCGAGAAAUACGUGUCAUGUGGGUGCUCUUUUAUCUACGAUCCCUACGUGUGGCCAUACUUUUCAUGCACGUUGCCUUUGCCUGUGGUUGGAGGGUACCAACCUCUGCCCAACCUGCCAGACUGCCGCAUACCAUAG
Molecule: messenger RNA, 708 nt
Organism: Striga hermonthica
Lineage: Eukaryota; Viridiplantae; Streptophyta; Magnoliopsida; Lamiales; Orobanchaceae
Source: the annotation of a GenBank genome assembly